Messenger RNA from Coccidioides immitis RS, 1449 nucleotides. RefSeq lists its product as uncharacterized. Bases 1 to 1449 code for a protein of 482 amino acids. Lineage: Eukaryota; Fungi; Ascomycota; Eurotiomycetes; Onygenales; Onygenaceae. The record is from RefSeq and is a predicted model, not a curated record. The transcript has a single exon.
AUGCUUCUUUUCACCAUCAUUUUUUCCGUCCUCACUAUCUGGGGAACGGUAGCGCCAAUACCCCAUACCGACGUCCACCCUCAGGAAAGUUUUGGACGACGAUUCCUAUCGACUUUUAAACCAGCGUUUAUGGUGAGAGGAACGCUCGAGGGCGUCGAGUUAGUUGUAUGGCUUUUUGACCCAGACCCUUGCAGUGUCUUCCCGUGGCGCAGACGCGCGCUCAGACUUGCUCGGGAGGCCGAACUAGCUCGUCUCGAAGCUCUCCACUCUCUUCACUAUCUCCAAGACUUCGAUUUGGAUUCGGCAGCGAUGCAGGUGGCCCCUGUCCCCAACCCGACUCGCACCCUUCCUGUCCCGUCUCGUGUUGUCCGCGUGGAGAGCGAGUCGCCCGCCAUCACCUCUCGUACCGACUUCGGCUUCAAGUGGGGUCAAGUCAUCUGCAUCGUUGUGGCUUUGGUGUCCUCCUUGGUCAGCGGACUGAGCUUCGUGCUCUUCCAAGCGGAGGAAUUGACCUCGAACCUAGGUAGCCGCUCGAAGGUAGAUCGACGCCGUGUGUCUGUCGCUGUCCGAGCCAGUUCCGGUGACCUCACUGUAGGGUUUACUACGGGGCUGGACUCUGUGGCUGACUUUAUCGGUUUGUCGGCUUUGCCUUCAAUGAGCACCGAAAGCUUGGUUGAAGAUUCUCCUGUGGAGUCAUCCACCAACGCUGACGGUAAUCGCUAUACAGGCUGGGAACUCGUUCCAUACACUGACAAACCCUUGCGCGGAGUUGUUCCAGUCAUAAUCGUCCCAAAGUCAACCCCAGAGGGAACGGAAAGGCAAGCCUUGGUGGAGCAACGGGAGAAGCCAGCUCUCUCCGGAGGGCUGACUUUUAACCCCUUUGUUCUCCAGGAGCUCGACCGUCACUUCUGGGCGACGCUGCGGGCCCAGCAGCAACUCUACCCUCCGGCGCAACCCCAAGGUGUAAUGGCGUCGAGUGCCGAGUCUACCCUUUCAACAACAACAGACUCGGCCCCUGUCCCAGAGGAACCAGUUGGUCCUCCAGCGGUGGUAUCCUCCAAGGAGCUCUCGCAUGCUGUUCCACCAGUUGAAGAACAGCGACAAGAACCCUCCGAGGCUCCAGUGGAGGUACCAGCAACAACCGUGGAGGAGCCCAACACCCCACCAGAGUCCGCCGUCGCCGUCACCGUCACCGUCCCAGGAAGCGGCAACGACAACGGCAACGAGGCUAUGCUGCCUAAAGAGGAGCGGCAGAAAGACGGGCCGCAAACCGAGUCCCUUGGGGAGGCUGGCGAAGCGGGCCCGGCAAAGACAUCCUCACGAAACCGGCCGUCCAAAAAGACCCGCCGACGGCGGGCUCGAGCACGCCUGCUCGACGCCCAAGACGAGGCUAUCCGCAAAGCUGAGGAGCAGAUCCGUGUCUCUUCUACCUCAGCGGGCCAGUCUUGA